UACAUAUUUCUGUUAGCAGAUCCGUAAUAAGUUAUCCGUUGUAAAUACCCCUGUUUGUUGUAUAUCUCUUUAUUUGAAGAUAGAGAUGAAAGGAGAGCAUGGAGAUGUUGAUGAAGUGAUGGAGGCUUUCGGUGAGGAGAUCUGGCGAGGGAGUGAGGAGUCUUCGAUUUUUUGUGAUGUUUUUCCGGCUCUUCCUGAUUUUCCAUGCAUGUCGUCGACAUCGUCGUCGUCAUCGAAUCCGGCCUUGAAUAGGCAGUUUGUUUCGUCUUCGGCGUCUUCGGGUUGUUCGGCUUCUUCGUCUGCGGUGGUGAAAUCGGAUGGGAACUUGAGGAGUGUUAAGUAUGAGGUGGAUGUUUCGCCUUCGGCGUUGUCGUCGACGGAUUGCAUGGGUGUGAUGGAAGAAUUUGGGUACAUGGAUCUGAUUGAGGAUGGGAAUGAGGGGUGGGACCCGUCUUCGAUUUUUCGGAAUGAUGAUGAGACGAAUGUUGGAGAGGAGUUGAUAGAUCAAGGGGGGUUUAAAGAGGAGGAGCGAGUUGAGGAAGAGAUGGGAUUGGAUGAGCUUGGAGUGAUGUUUUUUGAGUGGCUAAAGACGAAUAAAGAGCAUAUUUCAGCGGAGGAUAUGAAGAAUAUCAGGUUUAAGAAAUCGACGAUUGAGUGCGCUUAUAAGCGUAUGGGGAGUUCAAAAGAAGGGAAGAAACAGCUCUUGAAACUUAUUCUUGAAUGGGUUGAGCAGUAUCAGCUUCAGAAGAAACGGAGCCGAGAGGCGGCUGAGGCGGCUGCUGAAGCUGCUAGUUCACAUCAAGUUCCCUGUCUGUAUCAGGAACCGAAUCCUAACCCUAACCCUAACUCUAACUUUGUGAAUUUCAUGCCGACCCCGGGUGCUAAUGCUUGUAUGUGGAUUCCUAUUCCUCAAAGUAGUAGUAUUGAUCCCCCGGCGGUAGUGCCUUCUGGGCCGGCUCCACCUGCGGUGGCUUAUUACCAGCCUUACCCUUUUGUUGGUGGUGCAAAUGUUGGUCCAGUGAAUUGUCAGCCUUACCCACCACAGAUGCCGCAACCAGAAUAUCAAAUGCUCGAGUCUCCUCAGUUAUGGCCGCGGUCACAGUUUGUUUUGGCCCCUCAAUAUAAUUCAUUUCCUGAUCAAAAUGGUAAUUUUGUUCCAAUUGCACCGCAUCCUGUUGCACCUGUCUAUGGAGAACAGUAUCCAUCUCAAGUUUACAAUGGAUCUAAUAGUGACAGGGUAGUGAGGUUGGCCCCUUCUGCUACCAAGGAAGCAAGGCAGAAGAGGAUGGCAAGGAAAAGAUGGGGUUCAUUUCACCGCAAUCAACCUCACCAAAAUCAGAUUCAGAAGACUGAUUCACCGGAACAAAUUAGUGAAAAGAAGCUUGGUGCAGAAAAUUUCACCAACAGCAUCAACGGACAAUCCAGCCCUGUCAAUUGGCUCUACUGGCCUGCUGUUGGGCCUCCAAAGUUAGCACAGCCUCCUAUGGCAGCACAAUCUCAGCAACCGGAUCAGUAUCAGCAGGGCUACCCAACCUUCCUACCAGUAAAAGCACAGAGCAAUCGUCGACCGGCACAACAGCAACAAAAGAAACAGGGGUUUAAAGGUGAGAAGAACUUGAAAUUUCUGUUACAAAAGGUGUUGAAGCAGAGUGAUGUUGGUUGUCUUGGAAGAAUUGUAUUGCCUAAAAGAGAAGCUGAAACUCAACUUCCACAACUAGAAGACCGCGAUGGCAUACAAAUUGUCAUGGAAGAUAUAGGAACUUCGAAGGUCUGGAACUUGCGCUACAGUCUCAGAUACUGGCCGAAUAACAAAAGCAGGAUGUAUGUCCUCGAAAAUACAGGAGAGUUUGUGAAGGAAAAUGGACUCCAAGAGGGUGAUUUCAUAGUCAUCUAUUCCGACAUCAAAUGUGGCAAAUAUCUUAUACGAGGAGUGAAGGUAAGGCAACCCGUGAAGGGGAAACUCGAGGCCAAGGUAACGAGGAAACACCAUAGCAACUCUGGAGCUGGCACCGACAUUCCUCAAAACCAUAGCAACUCUGGAGCUGGUACCGACAUUCCUCCAUAUACACCAUCAAAUUAAACAGACAGUGAAAUGAAUCCUAAUGUUCAAUUAGGACUACUCUGUAUAAGGUACUAAUCGACUAAGCUCAUUGAUUAAUGCUUGCGAGCCAA
Daucus carota subsp. sativus is the source of this 2172-nucleotide messenger RNA. Its product is annotated as B3 domain-containing transcription factor ABI3. Gene Ontology annotation, molecular function: DNA binding; DNA-binding transcription factor activity. The record is from RefSeq and is a predicted model, not a curated record. Bases 86 to 2080 code for a protein of 664 amino acids. The transcript is spliced from 6 exons. Lineage: Eukaryota; Viridiplantae; Streptophyta; Magnoliopsida; Apiales; Apiaceae.